AUGGAAGCAGCUAUCAUCUGGUUUGAUGAUUGGACGGAUCUAGGCCCUUUGUUUCACUUGGCGGAGGGAAGAGGGCCAGCAGUCUCAGGUCUGCACAAAGAAGCGACAGUGGCAGAGGCUUUAGUGAAUGGAGAGUGGUGGUUGAGUGCUUCUCGUAGUAGGAAUGCUAUAAUCACUUUGCUGAAGCAAUGUCUGCCAUCGCCAGUUCCGAUUGUGCUGUCAUCGUCGGAUGAUAAGUACCUAUGGAGAACGGGAAAUGAUUCCCUUUCAACUAUCUUCUCUACCGCCAAGACGUGGUCCUCUCCUCACCCUCCAUCUCCUCCGGUUAAUUGGCAUUUUCAAGUCUGGUUCAAAGGUAGAAUUCCCAAACAUGCGUUCAUUGCUUGGUUGGUAGCUUGGAACAGAUUAGUUACUCGAGACAGAAUGAGAGCUUGGGGUAUCGAGGUAUCUCCGAACUGUCUCCUCUGCUCAGGGUGUGAUGAGUCUAGGCAACGUUUGUUUUUUGACUGCGUCUACAGCUCUGAAAUCUGGGCGUACUUCUGCUCCCGUACCCGUUUCACACCCCCUAUCGUGUUUGAAGACUGUCUUAGGUGGCUUAAGAACUCUUCCACUGAUCCAAACAUCUUCCUCAUAGUAAAGCUCAUCUUUCAAGCUGUUGUUUAUAUGGUUUGGAAGGAAAGAAAUGCUCGACUACAUUCAAACGUGAGUAGACCUACGCACGCCAUCAUUCAGGAGAAAACAGACUGUUCGGUUGCGACUUGA
Brassica napus (rape) is the source of this 762-nucleotide messenger RNA. RefSeq lists its product as uncharacterized. NCBI's taxonomy places the organism in Eukaryota, Viridiplantae, Streptophyta, Magnoliopsida, Brassicales, Brassicaceae. The record is from RefSeq and is a predicted model, not a curated record. The coding region runs from base 1 to 762 and encodes 253 amino acids. The transcript has 2 exons.